Nymphaea colorata (pocket water lily) is the source of this 5629-nucleotide messenger RNA. RefSeq lists its product as uncharacterized. Lineage: Eukaryota; Viridiplantae; Streptophyta; Magnoliopsida; Nymphaeales; Nymphaeaceae. The record is from RefSeq and is a predicted model, not a curated record. Gene Ontology annotation, biological process: negative regulation of DNA-templated transcription. The transcript has 11 exons. The coding region runs from base 374 to 4546 and encodes 1390 amino acids. Gene Ontology annotation, molecular function: transcription corepressor activity.
CAUUUUUCUCACGUCCCCUGUUUGGGUUUGAGAAGCGAUGGCGCCAAGGGCGAGCGGCACCUCCCCCUUUCUCUUUCGUAUAUGUGUAUAUCGCAAGGUCCCCGUCGAGUAUUGGCCCAAAUCGGACGGCCAAGGUCGCCCUUCUGCACCACCAACAACGAGGAGGAAGGAAGAAACCAUCUCCCCAUCCUCCCUGCUCUCCCUCUCUCUCUAUCUCCCAUUGUGGGAAUCCGGGCAGUUGGGAAGCCCUUUGACGUGAAUCACUUUUCUAAAAAUUCAUAUCGGGGAUAGAGGGCGCCCGUAGAGGUACCGGCCUGGAUGGGUUGGGCGAUUGGCAGAUCCGGGGGUUCACAUUGUCUGCGUGGCUGACGAGAUGGAGAAAGGGGCCAAGGCGAAGGACGAGGGUUUCUGUAAUGGCCGAGUUCAGUCGAAGGAAGGUGUGGUGACUAGUGCGAAUUUGGGGAAGGAAACGGGAAGGGCAAAAGAUUUGAGACCACGCGGUGUGAAGAAGCAGCGGAGAUUGAUAUUGAGCGACAGCGAGUCUGAUGAGGAUUUGGGGGGCUCGGGUUGCUUCCGAAUUGGUGGGGACGAUCGUACUUUCGCUGUAGAUCGGACAAUAGGGGCUUCUCCAACGAGGGGCAACGAUGAGAUCGCGGAUUUUGAGGGAACGGGUACGGGUGCGGAAGAUUGCAAAGAAAAGUGUAUAGUUAAGAAAGGAAGAAGAAAUGAUGGGGACGGGGAUUUUAUUGAUAAUUCUAGAUACGUGGAAAAGGUGAAAGAUGCAUAUGGUCAAGCUUGUAAAGGUAGUGUUGAGGGCGGAGAAGAUCGUACAGGUGGUCAUGCUGAAUGCUGCGAGGAAAAUUCCUUUGGUAGGAAAAGUGGUAGCAAAGAUGCCUUCACUGACGAUGAGUCACUUGAUAAGAAAAUAAUUCCUGUAUCAACUCAUAUUGUCAGUGAUGACAAUGCUGCUGAUACUAAAAAGAAUAAGGGUUUUCCAGGCAUUCAAGAACAGAUUAAGACAGAAACUCUUCAGGUACCAGAUGAGAAUGUGGUUGGCAGUUAUUCAAGAGAGGCGAAUCCUGUGGGCGGAAAGAGGGAAAGGGAGCAAGAUUGUGCGUGGUUGGAACCGGACUUGCAACCUAAAGUUAAGAAAUUAUUAUCAUCUAAUGACAAUAGCAUCACUUCUAACAUCAAUGGAGUCAAGGUGCAGUUCAAUAGUCAUCGCCGAGCUGCGGAGAAACGGAUUAAGAUGUCUAAUGAGGUUUCUUUGCAAGUUAAGAGCGACGAGACAAGGAUGAAGCCACAUUUUGAAGAGAAUGAUCUGGGGACGCCAACUGUGGCAAAUGGCUGCAAGGAUCUACAGGAAAUAAUAAAAAGUAAUGAUUCAUCCGGUUCAAGAGACUAUACUCCACCAUUUUAUGAAACGCUAGCCAGUAGGAAGGCAAGGCUGUGUUCUACAUCGAUGGGUGUGGAAUGUGGAAGGUCUGGUUCUUCAUCUAUAAAUUCUAAGACCCUAAAAGGCAAAGUUGAGUCAGAAGGGAAGGGCUUGUCUGCACGUGGUACUCAAAAGACAAAGACGAUUGAAAAAGACUUAUGCUUAAAAUCAACUUCGAAGAGUGAGGAUGAGAUUGGCACAAGCAAAAAAGGUAAAGGUGUUGUAAUUUGGGACUCUGCUAUACACCACACUAGUCCUCCAGUAAUUCACAAGGCAACUGGGGAACUGCAGAAACAUGGUAAAACAGAACAGAUGCAGUUAGUGAGAGAAAAGGUGAAGAACAUGCUGUUGUGUGCCGGUUGGAAGAUUGAGCAGAGACCAAGAAGGGAUAAGGAUUAUGAAGAUCUUGUUUAUGUUUCUCCAUCAGGUUCUGGGUAUUGGUCCAUUCCUAAUGCCUAUCAUGCACUGAAGAAGGAACUUGACUCUAUAGUGAAAGAGGGAAGUUUAUGCAUGUUAUCAAAGUCAUACGACAAAAACCUGGAAGAAAAGCACACUGGACACUUAUGUUGUGAGGCAGAGAGUCCGUCAUGUUUAAAAAGCACUACUGGUUCUAUUUGUGCUCAGCAAAUUGACAGCAUAAAGAAUCUUAGUACGGUGCAGUCCCUAUUUUAUAGUUUUUCCAAAGAGGAACUUGACAUAUUGACACGGAAAAGAAAGAAUUAUGCGGGUUACUCCCAGACAAAGUUGAAGGUUAAGGUUGGAAAUAUUGAAAAAAUGAAGAAGAGCACUGACAGGGCUAAAUCCACGAAGAAUGUGGGUGCGAGUAAGGGACACAAGGCUGUAAAGGGGUCACCAGUUGUGCCCUUUGUAAAGGUGAAACAUAACAAAUCAGGUAAAGGUGCUGGAGCAAAUGGCUGUGACAUAAGGAUAUCGAAUAGCACAGAAAGAAAAGCCGUAACAGGGAAAUCUGUUGUUGCUGCCAUAAACUCUAAGGAUGUUGAUGGGAAAUCCUCAAACGAUCAUGAUCAUGAGUCACAUGCACUGGUUGGUACUUCACAUAAGAAAAGUUUGAAGCGUCAGUUUUUCCUGCUACCUGCCUCUGAAAAUCUUCAUGGAAGAAAGAAGAAAGGAAAGAGGAAUUGUACCCUGAUGGUUCGCAGAUCAUGUAAAGGAGAAAAUCUUGGUCCUGAUUCUGAUCUCAUUCCCUACUCUGGAAAGCAGACCAUCCUUGCAUGGCUGAUUGAUUCAGGCACUAUACAGUUGAAUGGGAAGGCAAAAUAUUGGAACAAAAAGCACAAAAGAGUGCUGAUGGAGGGACAUAUUACACGAGAUGGUAUUCUUUGCACUUGUUGUGGUAAAACUCUUUCAGUAGCAAAAUUUGAGAUCCAUGCUGGCAGCAAGUUGUGUCAACCAUACCAAAAUAUUUUUGUUGAAUCGGGAAUGUCACUUUUGGAGUGUCAACUGCAGGCUUGGAAUGCACAAGAAGAAUCUGAACGAUCUGGAAUGUAUAUUAUACAAACAGAUGAAAGUGACCAAAAUGAUGACACCUGUGGUAUAUGUGGAGACGGUGGUAAUCUAAUGUGUUGUGAUAGCUGUCCAUCAACUUUUCAUCUAAAUUGUCUGGGACUGCAGACACUUCCUCCUGGCCUUUGGAAUUGUCCACAUUGUUCAUGUAGAUUUUGUGGAAAAACUGGUGGAUCUUCCAGUGACCGUGGUGUUACUGUGAAUCUGAUGAAGACUUGCCUGCAGUGUGAGACAAAAUAUCACCCUGAUUGUGGCGAUGAGGACGGAUCAGUUGCUGAUUUUGAUAGUCAACUACCUUCCUUCUGUGGCAAUGAUUGUAGGAAGCUCUUUGAACAACUUAAAGAUCUUGUGGGUAUCAAGCAUGAUUUGGAUGGUGUAUUUUCUUGGACCAUUGUCCAACGAGAUGGUGUUCCGCAGUGCAAGCUUGCUGAACGAGCUGAGUGCAAUUCAAAGGUUGCAGUUGCAUUGAGCAUUAUGGAUGAGUGCUUUAUGCCUAUAGUGGACCGGCGGACAAGUGCUAACUUAAUACAUAAUAUUGUUUAUAAUUGUGGAUCAAAUUUUAAUCGAGUGAAUUACUCUGGCUUUUAUACGCUACUGCUGGAGAAGGGUGAUGAAAUAAUAUCUGUGGCAUCUGUCAGGAUUCAUGGUACGAGGCUAGCAGAGAUGCCUCUGAUUGGAACUCGUUAUAUAUAUCGGCGCCAAGGGAUGUGCAGGAGACUGAUGACUGCUUUAGAAUCUGUUUUACAUCGGCUUACUGUUAAGAUGCUUAUAAUUCCUGCCAUAGCUGACCUCCUGAGUACGUGGACCACGGUUUUUGGUUUUAAGCCUCUUGAGGAAUCACAUAGAAAAGAACUGAGGAGAAUGAACCUGAUGGUUUUCCCUGGAACUGAUUUACUACAAAAGCCAAUUCUUGGGCAUGGUGUCAUCUCAGAUAAUUCAGAGAAAAAGUUGGAUGAUCUGCAAUAUGUUGAGGACUGUCCAAUUGAGAAUACUGGUUCUAUUUCCAUGGAGGACACUAUGAAUGGUUCACAUUUCUGUCAGGGCGAAAAUCCCACUGCAGAAACUUACGAGACUCUUGUUGAUGACCCCACAGUUUCUCUUUCUGCGGUAAUAACAGAACAUGCUGAAGUUGCUGCUGAAGCCAGUUUACUAACGACUAAAGAGUCUAUGUUUGGUUUUACUGCUGGGGAGGUUGGUUUAAAGAUAAAUAAUCCACCGUCUUAUGAGGCCUCGGCUGCUAAUGUGAACUUGUAUGAUAAAAAUGAGGGCAUGACCGCUGAUUCUUAUCUAGCUGAAAUCCAACAUGCUGCUCCAGAACCUUGCUCCGGUCCUUCUAGCAAGGGUUCUUCAUUGUGUGCCUCAGAGAUGAUAUUUGGACUUUCUAAGGCUGGUAUGGGAUCCUUUGAUUCACCAAAUGAUAAUGUCAUAGAGGGAAAUAUGUCUGUAGAUAUUGACUUAAAGGUCAAUGAUGCCAAAUCAUCUGGGAGUGUCCUGACUGAAGAUGUUUCUGCUUCUGUUAUGGAUGCUAAAUGCAGUUCUUGUGUGGUUCAGGACUUUCAUGCAAUGUCAGGGACUCAGACCUUAUAAUUGAUACUUUUGUGGGGGAUCUUGCUUUGGUCCUUUGGAGGAUACAUUGCUUCUGAAGUUGCUCUUGGAUUUGAUGUCCUUGCUAUUGAUGAUGCUGUAUUUGACUGCCCAAUAGAGAUGACGUGCAACUAUCAAGGAAAGCAUCCUGUUUGUGUUUCAGAGUCUGGCUGCAUCCCCUGGGUCCAGGUGACACAUAAGAUGCCUUGCAAGGACUUGAGGUGCCAAAAUUUAGCUGGUGUUCUAGAAAUAGCCCUGCUUCAGAUGACAACUUGUUUUUGUAGCAUAUCCCCAUUAAGUGUCAUGAAUGUGGAAUGUGGGUGGAAUUAAUGUCCGUCGCCUAUUAAAAAUUGUGAAUUCAGAUCUUCUUCCAGGAACAUCUUUUUCCUCUUCAGUUACUCUAUAUCAGAAUUCAUCGCAGUAUCCUCAUCAGUUUCUGUGAGAGUAUAUUGACUCCCGUGAUAUGGUUGAAGAUGGAUCUGGAGCAGCUAUUUGCAACAGCAGCACAACUGAGCUUCCCGAGAUUGGUGCAUGUACAAAAAGGUACAUGUUGCUUAAAAUCCGCUUCUGUGAGUGUAUUAAUAAAGCAAGAAGAUCUCUGGUCCUGUUGCUACGGAUGUUUGGAUGCUGCUCAAGUGUCAGCUUCAAUGUACAGGUAACUAUAGGGGCAGCAGGCAGUCCUGUGGCUUGGAACCGUGCAGGACAGCUGCAAUGGGCACGCUUACAGCUUAGUGGGAAGACUGACAAGUGAUUCUUAGCGUGUUGCGGAACAAAAAAUUGCGCUACUUGCAGCUAAGCUACCACCUGUAUUGUUAGUUAGUGGAGAAUUUUGUAGGUACAGGGGGAAGUUGCAAUCGUAAGAGAAGACUGCAGUUUUCCUGCAGUUGUAAGUUUUUCAUUUCUCAUCUGUAUAGAUUAAAUGGGAUAUUUCUGCUAGAACGGCUGUGAAGAAAGAAGAAUGUCUGUCAAUUUCUCUGCAAAUCUACACUUGAACUUGGUCGUCACUAGAUAACAAGUAAUUCUGUGUCCGUAUGUGAACUGGAUUUAUUGUAGUAAAGUUGAAAACAGGUCAAUACUUUGUAUUUA